Molecule: messenger RNA, 7818 nt
Organism: Heterobilharzia americana
Lineage: Eukaryota; Metazoa; Platyhelminthes; Trematoda; Strigeidida; Schistosomatidae
Source: the annotation of a GenBank genome assembly
UGAUGAACCCCGCGCAGAUCGAACCCUGUGGUACGAUAUGCCAAGAGACAAAGUGGUUUGUGACAUUUUAGACGCUUCUUUUUAUAAGUCACCAUAUCGUGAUAGAAGGAAUGAUUGUUCUCCACGAGAGUUAUCUCAAUGCCUAAGGGAAUCUACAACUUUAUACAUUGGAAAUUUGUCGUUCUACACUCGUGAAGAACAAAUUUGGGAGUUGUUUAGUCGAGCCGGGGAAGUCAAGCGCGUUAUCAUGGGUUUACACAGAUUUACUAAAACCCCAUGUGGGUUUUGCUUUGUGGAAUAUUGUACACGUGAGGGUGCAGAAAUGGCUAUGAGAUACAUUAACAAGACUCGAUUGGAUGACCGAGUAAUUCGAACAGAUUGGGAUGCAGGCUUCGAGGAAGGAAGGCAAUACGGCAGAGGACGAAGUGGUGGACAGGUGAAAGAAAUAUUUUAAAAGUUUUCAUUUAUAAAUAACUUUUCUAAACGCAUCAGUAGCUACCUGUUUAAGCUGUUUUAAUUUGUUUGUAGUAAGAAAAACCCCUGUCUGACACAGAGUAUACCGGUGAUAUAUUCUAAGUAACGAGCUAGGCUGACAAAAUACAAGGUCUUACGAACAUUUUGAGCGAAUAUCUUAUUAUUUCAGAAGCGUUUCUCACCUGUAGAAUAUAAAGUUAUAUUGCAGGGGUACUGUGCUGGCUAAUUGACACCCAUGGAACUGCACCAUCUUGAUAGUUUGAUUAUCAAUGAAACUAUGACAAUUAGGAUUAAAGCCUCAUGUAUCACUUGCCUGCAUAGUUUACCUAUCGAGAGGGACAGAUAUUUGAUUGCGUAUCAAUGAGUAGUUAGUUGAGCAUCAGUCUUAUCUGCUGUGCGACUUCAGGGUUUAAAGAUUGAGAGUUUAGAGUUGUAAAAAGGUUAAAUAAGUAGGAUAAUAAGUAUUUUUAAAACAUUAUUCGAGUAUUUUCGAGGGUAAUUAUAAUAAUUUGGCAUAAGUUUUUAAAUCCUUAAUGUGUUUAGGGUAUGCUGCAUGUAAUUCUCGUCACCUGGGAACUUUAUGUCUAGUUUCAGUUUCUACAUUGUGGGUUCACUGCAGUUAGAAGAUUAUCGUUUCGUAAAGAAGCCAUUUACUUGUACUAGUUCUAUAUGACCAUAUUUUUUGUAGGCUAUUUUGUUGACUGGUGGGCACAUUCUUAUUUAUAGGUUCUGUGGAUUUGAAAAGUGGUUACUACUUAUUGAUUUGCAUUAUUACCAUGACUACUUUUAACCUUAUAAGCUUUAAAAACUGACCAGUUUUUUCGUGAACAUACUAAUCUUAAAUCAUUAUAUUCUUGCCUUGGAUUAGUCUAAUAUCUCAACUGUUUCAUUCUCUACUCACUUAUUAAUUUCUUUUCACGUCUUAUUUAAUCAUUUCGUCAUAUAUGUGUGCAAAAAAAGCAACUAACUGUAGUGAAAUAACUGUAUUCUGAACGUAUCAGUUAUCUUGCUUUUCGGUGCAUUCAGAAAACAAAACUUACGAAUGAUUGAUGCUCACUUUGUAUUAUUACCUAAUUAACUACGUGUCUUAAUUGUGAUUAUCGCACCGUUGUCGAAUUUCGCCUAAAAUGAUAACUAUCUUUGUUGAUUAAUUUUGACCGAAAAUAUCAUAUGCGCAUCUCAUCUACCUCGCUGCUAAAAUAACCAGUUGGUUUUAAUAGUAUAUUUAAAAGACUACUCAGACCGAUGAUAACUGCUUACCAGUUACAUGGUUAGUUUUGAUAAACCCUGUGUAUUCCGAAGCAGCUUUGUAUUAGGUUUUGAAGAUUUCAACUUGCUAGUUGUCAUCAUUUGCAGGUUUUAAUAUAUCUUUCCUUUUGGUGUAUCUGAUAGUCGUUGGUCUUUCAGGUGUCACCGAAUGUAUGAAAAAAUAAACACAUCGAUAUGUGAAACAGCAGUAAAUUUUAUGAGCAAGACAUUUCAAGUCCUGAGUACUUCUAUUGAUUCGAUUGUUUAUGUUUCCUCAGUCAACGAAGUCCUUUUGAAUUCUUCUUUAAUAAUCACGAAAGAACUAUCUGAGGGGUAAUGCUUCCUAGUGGUCAUAAUAACUUUGUGUCUAAAUUUAGUUGGGUAGUGACAAAUUCUCAGAAGUCGGGUAGGUUUGAUGGAACUGUGGUUCAUUGGUCUAGGUACUUAACUUCCAACUGAUAGGCGAUGGAUUCAACCUCUGCUUCACCUGCAAAUUUCUGAGCAACCAGGUAGCUUUAUUAGCCCUCACACAUUAGAUGUGGCUCAUUGCCUAAUACACGACCAUGCUCAAGGUAGAGGGGUGUAUCUCGAUUUCGAAGUUGGCUUGAUACUUGGUCGUGUACGUCGACCAGAACUUUACCCUCAGCUAGGUCUUAAUACAGAUACAUGUAUAAAAGCUUCUAAGACUAGCCGUAUGUCUCAAAUUAGAAUUGGUAGUCAAUCUCUUUUGUUCAAGAGGUCCUGCUAUGACUUUGUUUCAGUUUGAAGGGAGCGGAGAGCUAGUAUAUCGUGCUACUGAUGGUUCUCUGCUCAAACUUAUACAAUCGUCCAGAGGCAUAUUUUGAUUUGUCAACCUCAGUAACAACGAAUAGUGGUGUCCAGGGUCACCAUUCCUGUUAUAGAUAAACUGAUGGAUGUUACUUUGCAUGCCUAAACUAAACAAGUGUCCGGCUCUCCUAGGUUUUUAAUGAUACUUCAUCUGAUAUCAGUUCACACUGAUAACAUAGUCGUAUUAGGUGAAAGCACUGAAAGUUGCAGUCUUUUGAAUGUGUUGAGAGAAAACCUAAAUACAUUUUGUAGAUAUUGAUGUAAGGUAGUGAAGCAAAAGGCCAAAUGGGGAAUCGCAGGACGAUUGUUUAUUAUGACAAUUCAUACACUACUGGUAAAAUAUUAUAACCUUCCAUUGAAAUGUCAAUUUGCGCAGUAUGUUCAUCUUCUGUCUCAUCUGGCUAUUAAUACGGUCACACCAUCUUUUGCGCUUCUCUGGGCAGAGUACUUAUCCAUCGCUCGUAAUUACUUAUAGCUUCUUCCGACCUUUCAACAUAUGCUACGUAUAUGCAUUCUCAUCAGUAGCAUCCACUACGGUAGUACUAUGGGACUAAUCUCUAUUGACACUUAGUUUCAGGAUCUAGAUCAAACUUAGUGGGUUGAGUUUUUCGCUUAUUUAGAGAAUAUACUGACGAAUUCCCAGAGCGAAUACAAGAUGUCUAUUGGGCAUUUUCUGGCUGUUUAACAGUCCACUUUCUCCUUCUAUAUCUCUGGGAAAUGAGAUUAAGCUUUAGGUUUUUGGUCAUAGCGUCUCCAAUCUAUGGUAAAACUGAAACGAACGAUAUUGAGGCAAGAUUCACACUCAUAGCCAAGACAAGUCAUUGGAUUAAUUUAUGAAUCUGCACCAACUGAAUUAGUCGGGAUCUGUUACUCCUAGCUGGUCAUCGCCUACCUUAGCGCACAGUGCUAGUUAGGAUUAAUGUGGAAAAUCACCAAAGGUGACCGAAGCGAAACGUGGCAUCAAUUUAUCAAGUUGAUCUAAAUUUUGUGGGUCGCCUGGUGGCAAUCUUUAAGAUGUUAAGAACUGAUGAUUACAAACUCAGUGAUGUAUUUCCGGUCAGUCUAAUGCGAAUGUAUAUCAUCUUUAUUGUAUUUGAACAUCUUGUUAGUCUUUAUUCACUUCUUUUCUCUCACUUAUACUUUUCCAUUUUGUUGAUUCUUCUUGUUUGUGUUUGCGAGGUGUUGCAACUCACAUCACUCCAUAUUUGUUUGCUGCUCUAAGGUGAUGGAUGCAUCCGUUUGAAUGAUUAGAUACCAAGAACACUAGACAGUUUUCCAAUUCUAACUUGGAGUUUGUCAGCAAGCGACAAGUAACUCUCUUCGAGGUUCAGUCUCAUACCUUUAGUGACUUGGCGGUUAUUCGCUAGCAAAGUACUCUGUUUCACCUUAAUUUGAACUUAAAAUGUUGUGCUCAUAUUUAAGGAAUCAAGAAUGAAGGCAAAACAGUUGAUCAAUGUUCUAUAGACGAGUCAAAAUAAGCUCAGCAACCACAUGCACAUUUAUAUAGUAGGCAUCGAGCCAAACCUAUCGUAUGAAGAUUAAUGGUACUAUCUAGUUACCCAGACAUCGAUAAGUGAGGCGGGGUUCGAACCGUGACCCAUCGGUUGGAAGUCGAGCGUCUAGACCAGUGAGCUCUUUCGAGUAUGAUCAAUUAUUUUUAUUUGAAGUGAUCAUCAGAGUUAACUCAGUGCGUUCUUAUGUUUCCCCCUUCCAAAUAUUUUCUACUACUACAUCGUAUGUAUUGUACAAAUCGCCAGCGAUCACUUGGAGUGUUUUUUUGUUUGAAUUCAUAGGUCAAACGUAUGCCGUUCAUUACUACAUAGUAACAAUUUUUGUCGAAAAUUCCCAGUUUUAGUUUUCCAGGCUUUCAACAUACUUCUUUAUUUACUCUUUCCUGUAAGUUUAGUCCUAUGCAUUUGGAUGAUUGACAGGCAAUUUUGUUCAUAAAUUGACUCUAUAUGACUCGAAGGACUGUUCUUGACCAGUGGCUACUACUUUGUCGUGGUGAUGGGGGUUGCAUAUCACAAUAACCCAACAAGGUAUGUUGGUGAAAAGAUUGUUCUUUCGAGGUCCUGCCAUACUAGUUGAAUAGUGGUAGGACAAAAAGCAGUUACAACGUAAACUACUACACAGUUAUGAUGGUCCGAGGGUGAAGUCGUACUGCCAACCGGCCAGUAGUAAGGUGUUUCCUGUGGGUAACCAGCAGUGCCACACUGAUGCUGCCUUCCCUAUGGAGAGGUGGGUUAGAAAAGGUCGACCCUAGAAAAAGCAAGCCCCAGUAUACUCCGCAGCGUACCGAUGUUGGUGAUAUGAGUUCGUAGUCGGGUUCGAAAAUCACAAACUUAAUUAUCGAACUCCUAAAAGAGCCGUGUGUAACCAGUCCGAAGUAGAUAUCUCUUGGGCUCUGUGGUCAUACACUAACCCUUUUUCAGGUUAGCCUUUUAUGGGAAGUGUCAGCCGCCCACACGCUUUCAGUAGUAUGCGAAACGUAAUAAAACAUAACUUACCCUCCUUAUCUCUGUCUGUUCAUUUACCUACAUUUCCUGAUCAAAAUAUUUAACCUUUUACAGCUUCCUCGACCUUUCACAUUGUGUAUUACCAACAACCCAAGCCACCUCAUUCCUAGUCUCCUAAGAUCCCGCUGUUGACUUCACAUUAGAUCCUUCAACUUCCGAACCCUAUGCUAAAUCGGACAGUAAAUGUCGCACACCAGAACUCUGGAAUCUCCAGCCAUGAAUGUGUCCUGUAUUUAUAAGACAUAUAUACAAGAUCCAAGUGUGGUUUUUCAUCACUUCACCUCACCUGGCCAUUUCAAUGAAUCUCCAAAAUCUGCCUUACGAGUAUCCGGAGAUUCCAAGGGCUAGUUCUUGUCGACUCGCUGGUGUAAGCGUAGGAUUAAACUGUAGAGCAGAAAGUUCACUUCUCGACUGGAUUACCAAUCAACAGCUGUCUAUGUAGUGUUCGACCGAAUGGGUCUGUAAGAACUGGGAAGGAUCGUGAGACUAGGCGCUGCCUAUUUGUAAUCUCCGCCUACGCACCCACUGACUGCAGUUCGGUUGAUGCAAGGAGUGAGUUCUCUCAAAAGCCUUCAAUUUCACUGCAGAAAAAAACGUCCAGGUAUAUUCAUAAUAGCAUGUGACUUUAAUGCUCAAAUAGAAAGCUGACCUAAUUAGAAAGGUAUCUACAUAAUCCCAUACUAACGAACGGACAACUGUGAUCAUGUUACAAUUUCAUUCUGAUAGUUACUUGUUUCCGGUUAGCACUAACUUCAAACAUAAGGAGGCAUACUGUCUCACAAAGCGUCCACCGACAUCAAACUAAUGAUGGGCACAGAUAGAUCUUAUUGCUUGCUGUAAGCCAUUGAUGGACGUUUGUUCUUUCUGGUGUACCUGUUUGGACUCCGGUCACGCGUUAGCACGUCUGCGUCUUACUGGUCGCAGGAAACAGACUGCAGCGAAGCCUUUUUGUGCUUGAGUAGAUGAUAACGUGAAUUACGCAUUUAAGGAGGAGAUAGGUAGUCGUUAAUCUGAACAUGACAGCAAAGCUCAUCCUGACAAAGCCUGAAGUGAUAUUCAGUCUACUGUAGAAACAGCAAUAAAGAUAUUUGUUGACCUACAUCCAAAGGUUAGAAAAGCCAGUUGACUUCCACAGCGUCGUCGGAACUGAUCGGUACAAGACUGAUUCCAGCUGGCUUUGACCAUAGUUAGGAGCAAUGAUCUUGAUCAGUGGUAGAUGAAGAGAGGUGGAAACAGGCGUCAGGCAAUACCAGGCGACUAUAGAGGAUGCCUUCAAAAAGAGACCAUCACGGAAGAUGCAGAUAACCUUCCACAACAAGUGACCAGGACGUUGAGCUAAACACUUUGAAGCACAGUUCUGCCGAUCUAUGGGAAGGCAUCAGUUGUCCAGCAUCCAGCCUGAACCUGAAUAGGAUGUAAGUAUCGGUCCUUCAACUUUAGUCGGAGUUGAGACAGCUGUUUCUGAUUUGAAACGAUACAAAGCAGCAGGACCUAACAGCUGCCACUCCUAGCUUUUAAAAGAGGUAGUAAAUUGCUGAGUAGAGUAAUAAGAGCACUGGAUUAGAGUAUAGAAAUCAGAUGUAGUUCCGUCAGACUGGUCUAAUUCACUGACCCCCCUCCCCCCCAGUCUAUAAGAUGGGACAGAAGUCUGCCUGUGACAAUUAUAGGGGAAUCAAGUUGACUAAUAUCGUAUCCAAGAUCCUAGGAUCAGAAGCUAUCUGACAUCUAGAUGGCUGGAGAAAAUCAGGCAGGUUUCAGACCGGGGUGGUUUCGACACGCGUUGGAUAUGCUGAGCCGUAACAUGUAGUACUAGGAGUUCGAUCAAGUUGGAAGCGGGCUCAGAGUGGCCAGACUAAGACACGGUACUAGCCGACGAAGUUUCUCACUGUUGGUCUUAGCCAUAUCGAGAAGUCUAGACUGUUUUGCUAGGGUCCUAGAGACCAUGGCAAUCAGUGGCUGAAUAUUCUUGGUGACGUGGUUGGAGGUCGGUCACAAUGAGGCAGAUGCACUUGUUGACAUCUGCAGCUUGAAUAUUUCCACUAACCUCCAUUUUCGAAUUCUUUCUCGUCUCAUUCUCCUUUGUUCUACUUUUAUAUCAGUCUUUUUCUCGAUACUUGUUAUUUGCAUGCUGCUGUCAAGUCUGACAACUUGAACGGAUGCAUUUGUGUGCGAGAUUUUAGGCUGAUUUUUUUCUGUCUGUUUGGAGGACUGUUCAAACAACCGUUUUCACCGCUUUUAGAUGUAUUGUACAAGGCUUUGAAUUUACUUAAACUACACUGUUUUCCUAGUUUUGUCAGCACUUAAGCCAUCUGAUAACCAUUUUGAGCGUUCUUUUUAAUCUGACGAUGAGAGUUUUCUCCUACCCCUCCAACCGUCAUCAAAAUAGGCGGUCGUUGGUAUUGCAAGACAUAUACCCCAACCAUUUCUUUAUUAUUUCCCCAUGAACCUACCUAAUUCAUAAAUGCAUUUUCAGCAUUAGCAUUUAUCAAGUUUGUUUAUUACUUCCUACAUCUCAGUUUCACACUGUGCUGAUAAUUGUAGACCCUUUUAUCUACGAAUCCACAUAAUUAUCACAUGUUAAAAUGAACUGUAACAUUAUUCUUUCUCCUUAAAGGUACGAGAUGAAUUCCGCAAAGAUUAUGAUGCUGAAAGGGGUGGAUAUGGAAAACUAGCUCAACGGGAAGGGGAGUGAUUUUUGUUUCCAGAUUUUGUAUUUUAAUAUUAUGAAAAAAAUAAUACUACUGUACAUAGA